Theileria parva strain Muguga is the source of this 932-nucleotide messenger RNA. RefSeq names its product Bet3 transport protein (gene trappc3). Gene Ontology annotation, cellular component: cis-Golgi network membrane; TRAPP complex; cytosol. The transcript is spliced from 6 exons. Gene Ontology annotation, biological process: intra-Golgi vesicle-mediated transport; endoplasmic reticulum to Golgi vesicle-mediated transport. Bases 318 to 869 code for a protein of 183 amino acids. The record is from RefSeq and is a predicted model, not a curated record. NCBI's taxonomy places the organism in Eukaryota, Apicomplexa, Aconoidasida, Piroplasmida, Theileriidae.
AUUUAAUGACAUUUGGAUAAGAAAACUAAUUUUGGAAAAAUAAAGAAAUUUGAAGAUUCUAAAAUUUGUAGAAUUUAAAAUAGUUAAAAAUAUGAAAUAUAAUACACUAAAGUAAAAAAAGCACAAUGAACAAAAUAAAACUAAUAACGAUUUAUAUUUAUACUUUAAUAUAAAAAUGAAUUUAUCAUAAAAUUUUGAUUAAUGUUGUAGAAGGCAAUUAGUACCUGAUAUUGCUAAUGUUGGCCGAUAUUUAGUAAAUUUAACCAUUAUCCAUAAAAUUGUACUAAUACAAUAUUAAUUAAAUUAUUUUAAUGUAAAUGGAUAAUUAUUCGAAGUUAGGUGCAAACGCAUUUGCGAAGAUGGAGAAGGUGAACUCAGAACUGUUUUGUCUGACUUAUGGUUCAAUGAUAAGUCAGCUUGUACGAGAUAAGGAGCAUAGCGAUGCUGUAAACGAGCAUUUGAUAUUGAUGGGUAAAAAUAUAGGCAGUAAACUUGUAGACGAACUACUCGCCAAACUUGGCUGUGUUCCAUGUACAGAUUUUAGAAGUACCGUUGAAGUUAUCGCAAAAGUCGGGUUUAAGAUGUUUUUGGGAAUCUCUGGGAAUGUUGUGGAGGUUGACCAGGAGAAUAAAGUGUACAACAUUACGUUCCAGGAAAAUCCACUGGACCAAUUUGUAGAAUUGCCUGAAACUUUAAAGGAUUUAAACUACUCUAAUAUUUUUUGUGGAGUAAUUAUCGGAGCUCUAGACCAGCUCCAAAUGAAGGUACAAUGUUACUUUGUCAAGGACAUGUUGAAAGGAGAUGAUGUUUAUGAGAUUACAAUAAAACUUGAAGAGGUGGUUAAGGAAACGUUAUCAGAUGAAGAAUGAAUUUUGAAUAUUUUUAAUUUCAUAUCACACAAAAUUAAAAUUUAAUCUUAUAACAAUAUUUAA